Molecule: messenger RNA, 233 nt
Organism: Linum tenue
Lineage: Eukaryota; Viridiplantae; Streptophyta; Magnoliopsida; Malpighiales; Linaceae
Source: the annotation of a GenBank genome assembly
GGUCGGAGACAAAGAAAGGGUCUUCUGAGCCGCAAGAUGGGCAAGUAUCCUAAGUUGGGACGGGACCAACAGAUUGCUUCGAUGUUAGCGUCGAGAGAGAUUCCGGGUUUCCCGGACCUCGAGGAAUUGCUGGCCCAGAUUCGGAUAACGAACCGCGGCCUUUCCGUUAUCUUCCAGGCCCAAAGCAUGACGUGGCGCGUAGUUACUUGACUGUUGUGGAUCCGGUGCGGCGG